Messenger RNA from Macadamia integrifolia, 1673 nucleotides. RefSeq lists its product as uncharacterized. Lineage: Eukaryota; Viridiplantae; Streptophyta; Magnoliopsida; Proteales; Proteaceae. The coding region runs from base 1 to 936 and encodes 311 amino acids. The record is from RefSeq and is a predicted model, not a curated record. The transcript is spliced from 7 exons.
AUGAAUUCAUUCUUGUUGUCAUCCUCUGAACGUUCCAUGGUUUCAUCAUGGGCGCAGUCUCCAAAAGUUGAUCUACAAUGUAAUGCUGAGGUGUUGGCCACAGAGAAUGCCUGUGAUCCUUAUACUGUCCGUAGUAAAUUAUGCUGGGCUGACAUUGGAACAUAUGGAUCAGCAGUCGAGGUUUCUUGGAUGUCAGUAGGGAAGAAACAGAUGGAAUAUGCUGCUGGAGCACUACGGAGAUUCAGAUCUCUUGUUGAGCAGCUGGCUAGAGUGAACCCUACUUACUUGAGCAGUGAUGAGAAGCUGGCUUUCUGGAUCAACUUAUAUAAUGCACUGAUUAUGCAUGCUUAUUUGGCAUAUGGAGUCCCUAGAAGUGACUUGAAGCUCUUCUCUUUGAUGCAAAAGGCAGCAUACACUGUUGGGGGCCAUUCCUUCAAUGCUGCUGCUAUUGAAUAUGUAAUACUGAAGAUGAAGCCUCCAGUCCAUAGGCCUCAAACUGCAUUAGUACUUACACUUCACAAGCUCAAGGUAUCAGAGGACCAGCGGAAGUUCUCGAUCGAUACCUUCGAACCACUUGUAGUAUUUGCUUUGAGCUGUGGAAUGUACUCAUCUCCUGCGGUAAAAAUCUACACAGCCAAGAAUGUGAGAGAAGAACUUCUAGAAGCUCAGUGUGACUUCAUUCGAGCUUCUGUUGGGGUGAGCCGCAAGGGGAGGCUCCUGGUGCCAAAAAUGCUCCACUGCUUUGCCAGAGACUUUGUUGAUGAUUCUAACUUAACUGUGUGGAUCUCUCGUUACCUUCCACCCCAACAGGCAGCCUUUGUUGAACAAUGCAUUUCUAGGAGACGGCAGAGAUUCCUUGGCUCUCGCAAUUGUGGCGUCAUCCCCUUCGAUUCCCGCUUCCGCUACCUUUUUCUACGUGAUGAAAUCUCGCCAUGAAUUUUCUCACAUAGUCACAUCCCAAGUGUGUUUCAGAUGUGUUUCAUGGUUCAUGACAUUCAAGAUUGAGUUGCAUUUCCUUUCUCUAUCAUGUCUUGUCGGAAAAUGAAAAAGUUGUUCCAUUGCGAUCCACUGGUUGCCGGUUCAAGAUAAGAAACAGCCUCUCUACUAAGUGGGGGCAAGGCUGCUCUUACAUUAUGAGUGGUGGGAGGGUCGUGCACUAAGUACUCCCUUAAUCAUCAUGUCCAGUCAAAAUGAUGACGCAAGUAGUUCUGAGCCGGAGUUCUGUGGCAGUCUGGGGAUAGGUUCUCCAUCAGUGGCAUGUGCUGCGUAGGUCUUUGACUUGAUGACCUCUAAUAUCAGCUGCACUCAACCUACUUACUAUCAAUGAAGCAUGGAGCUGCAAUUUCUUGAAGCGAUUCAUGUAUUUUACCAAAAACUUUACAAAUAAAGUACUCAGAUGAUGAUGUAGGUACAGUAGUGCCGCUUGGUGGUGACUUGACCUUAACGGGGCCUGAUUAUGGCGUAGGUGACUGGUGGAUGCUAGAGGCCGAGGAGCAUGAUCAAGAUUGUGCCUAUGAUUACUAUGCUUAUGCAGCACCAUGAGAUGUACAACUUACUUUUUGUUAUUCUGAUACAAAAUUAUUGAUGGUAUACUUUGGACUUUAUUUAUAAGUCAGGGAUAAUUGUAAUAGAAUAACUUGGUUACUUAUAUGAUAUCGCUAGAUGUUUCUCCA